Molecule: messenger RNA, 303 nt
Organism: Serendipita indica DSM 11827
Lineage: Eukaryota; Fungi; Basidiomycota; Agaricomycetes; Sebacinales; Serendipitaceae
Source: the annotation of a GenBank genome assembly
AUGGUGACCGUGACGAUUGAAGCCGCCAGCAAGAAGCUACGACUCGCUCCAGAUCUCCCAUACACAGUCUCGUUUCCGGAUCCGGACGCGGCAACGAUUGAAGAUGUGAAAAAGCUCUUGCGCGUCAAGUUUCCCAAACUUCUAAUGGAACGUCAACGGCUUACGCUGCCCACAACGUCGCCUGACGCAAAGGGACGAGCCCCAAAGGAUUCGGAAUCACUGACGGCAGCUGGUCUCGCAAACGGAGGGACACUUAUCUCAAAGACCUCGGUCCUCAAAUCAGCUGGACGACCGUCUUUUUGA